Aspergillus homomorphus CBS 101889 is the source of this 1630-nucleotide messenger RNA. Its product is annotated as Zn(II)2Cys6 transcription factor. NCBI's taxonomy places the organism in Eukaryota, Fungi, Ascomycota, Eurotiomycetes, Eurotiales, Aspergillaceae. Gene Ontology annotation, molecular function: DNA-binding transcription factor activity, RNA polymerase II-specific; transcription cis-regulatory region binding; zinc ion binding. The transcript is spliced from 3 exons. Gene Ontology annotation, cellular component: nucleus. Bases 1 to 1461 code for a protein of 486 amino acids. The record is from RefSeq and is a predicted model, not a curated record. Gene Ontology annotation, biological process: positive regulation of transcription by RNA polymerase II.
AUGUCGACCCUUCGCCAACGUUCCCAUCAUGGCUGCUGGACAUGCAAAGCCCGACGCCGAAAAUGCGAUAACACCCGCCCUAGCUGCCAAGCCUGCAUCCAACGCGGACUUCACUGUGAAGGAUAUGGGGUUCGACUACGAUGGGGAGCCGGAAUUGCAUCUCGAGGCCGUUACACUGGCGCAGAAGAGCCAAUCGAAGCCUCCGUGCCUCCAAGACGCAAAGGACGACGGCGCGAUCUGAGUCGCGAGAGACGCCGAAACCAGCAGGGCGAGGCAUAUAUGGUUGAUGUGGAGAAGGCGAGCGCUACACCAUCUACAUCGGAGAGUAACAGUGCAGGGACGAGAGCUAAGUUUCUUGCAGUUGUGACUUCUGGCGUCAACACUCUACACUCCACAGAGACCAAUGACCCCAGAAGCCUGUUGGGGGCUCAACUGCCCGAACUUUGUCAGCAGUCGGACGCAUUAUACUUCAUCUGCCUGGCACUUCAAGUGUCAAUAAACGAAGACAUUAGACCUCGUUUCUUCGAAUAUUACGAUGCAGCUCUGAAUCAUUUCAGGACGGAACUGGCACACAGUACGUCAUAUUUACCCGAUGGAACCUUAGCAGCUGGACUUCUUCUUUGUAGCGUUGGGGUUCUACGUGGCACACCCUGGACUAUGCACCUCCGAGGUAUGUACAAUAUCAUCCAGUCGCAAGGAUUCCAAAACCUACGAUCCGAGGUCAGUGCAUUUCGUAUACAUUUAUUUGAGGUCAUGGGCGUGAUGGAUAUCCCUACUUUCGCUAUCGGCCGCCAGAAUCCUUGUCUUGGUUUCUGGAGAAACCAUUGCCGAGAACGCAACGAUCCUACUCCAGUGAACUCAAAGUUAGGUCAUGACGUCGAAGUGGUAAGCGGCCUUCCAAGGUCUUUGCUGGACAUCUUCUCCUGCAUAGGCAACGGAGGAGCCACCGAAGAGGAGUUUUGGGAUUGGCCCGGCGCUCAAGGGACUUUGCUGCAGUGUCAACUAUGGGAAGCUUACAGGUCAGCCGGAAUUCUGGCUGUCAGGCAUCGUCAAUUGCAUCGAUUCGAUGAGCUUUUAGUACCACAGACCGAUAGCUCCCAUCAGAAAGAGCAACGGAAACGAACUCUACCCACCACGGAAGUGCUUGUUUUGCGUAUCUUCAGCAAUCUCGAUGCAAUUUUCCGAGCAGCCAGAGAGCCUGGGGGAACAGAAUUCUUACUCCUGAAUGCAGUCUUUUACCCUCUGGUCGUUGCAGCACUACAGACCAGCGUUUUGAAUGAAAGAUCGUAUCUAAAAGAUUUGAUGAAGACCUGGAGUGACAAUCCUCAUUAUCCGCCUGGAAACGAACGACUCCUGCAAAUUCUGUGGGAGAUACUUGAAGAAUGGUGGGAAUCGGAUCCUUUUAAGACGAGCAUACACGAUCUUGCUUAUAUGAGAGGACUAGAAGUUGCGUUGUAUUGAUUUGCAGGUUAAGCACAUUUAAGAGCCGAGUUUCUGUGCCUGUCGAAACAUGAGCCAAACUUUGACAGCGUCUCCAUCGUCUAUCAGAUCCACUUCUUCGACGACCUCGAAGCCAAGCUUCUCAUAAAACUUCACAUUCUGUUCCGCUGUACACUCAAGGAAGAUUGGG